ACCGAACCAAUAGAAUGGGUUGAUACAACACCAAUACUGGACUAUUUCGAUUUUGGUGCGUAUUUUUAUUAUGUCGCCGAUGCUCUAGUCAAAAAUGGAUAUGUGCGAGGAGAAACAUUGUUCGGUGCACCAUACGAUUUUCGAAAAGGCCCAAAUGAAAACGGCGAAUGGUUUGAGAGAUUGGCCUAUUUGACCAGGCGCACACGAUAUUCCCUGUAUUUGACCGAAUACGUGUACAGCAUCAACAACAAUAUUGGAAUAACAUUCAUCGCUCAUUCAAUGGGCGGCAGAAUGCUUUUAUAUUUUCUCCAAGAAAUGCCACAAGAGUGGAAAGAUGUUUACGUGAAACGAGUCAUUGCACUGUCUGUUCCCUGGAGUGGCAGUACAAAUACGCUCAAAGCACUUUCCGUCGGAUAUAAUUUUGGUAUUAAUCUUGUCAACAGCCAAAAAAUGAAAGAGGUUGAAGAGACCUAUCCAUCGGUUGUGUGGCUUCUACCGUCAGAGUACUUUUGGAAGGAAAAUGAAGUAUUGAUCAUCAUGAAUUGUU
Messenger RNA from Sitodiplosis mosellana (orange wheat blossom midge), 547 nucleotides. RefSeq names its product phospholipase A2 group XV-like. Lineage: Eukaryota; Metazoa; Arthropoda; Insecta; Diptera; Cecidomyiidae. The record is from RefSeq and is a predicted model, not a curated record. The transcript has 4 exons. The annotation marks the transcript as partial. Gene Ontology annotation, biological process: lipid metabolic process.